Messenger RNA from Paraglomus occultum, 506 nucleotides. The record is from the annotation of a GenBank genome assembly. NCBI's taxonomy places the organism in Eukaryota, Fungi, Glomeromycota, Glomeromycetes, Paraglomerales, Paraglomeraceae.
AUGAAGUUUCUUGAAAUACCGGCACUCGAUGUCAUAAACACUGCAUUAGUGUUUGACACACCUGAAUGUAAAGUGUUCGGGCGAAUCGAAACUUACUCAUGCAAAGUAGCCGGAGCAGAUAAGAAACUGUACAAACAUUUGGAGAAUAGAUACCAAGAAGAUCUUUCUAAUUCGCCUGAGUAUAUACAGCAGGCUGUAUCUCCAUUCGGUCCGAUGAACCAACCAUCGUCGAGGAAGACAUUGUUCAAUCUGAUUGCGACUUUGAAUGCAUCGUAUCCUGAUUAUGAUUUUUCUGAUGUGAAACCUGAACAGUUUACAAAGCACCCAUCCUUGUCGCAUGUAUGCAAUUAUGUAAACAAUACGCUUUUUAACCUCGGGCACGGAUGGAUAGUGACUGGUUUGAAUCUAUGGCAAGUCACAGAUGACAUCAUCGAACUGGAUGAGUGCGAUGUCUAUUCGUACAACCCUGACAUGGAUUCGGAUCCAAACAUUGAAGAAGGUGCCAU